UGGCGGCGGAGAUGGAGGGGCUAGUGCAACCCGGCACGAGUCGCGGGUGAGCGCUUAGCGUGCCCCGGGCGGCCGGGCGGCCGUGGAGCUCUGUCCGCUGGCGUCUGAACAGAUCUUUCCUCUCCACCCUUUCCCUGCCUGCCCCGCAGACGACAUGGAGGACGAGGACGAGGAGAGACAGAGGAAGAUCGCCCAAGGCGGGGCUUUGCUUGCUGAGUAUAGAGAAAGACAAGCCCGACGAGAAGGGAAAAAGAAGAAAAGUGUUUCAAAGAGUAAACAAGAUGUACACAGCUUAAAAAUUAAUCAACAAAGUAAUGAGACCUCCAUAAAUAGUUCUCAGUGUGUAGAAUCAGCUGGGAAUCCUGAUUCCACCAAAAUGAGAGCUGGACAAAUAGAGAAGCAAAAUGAAGUCUUUGUUAAAGACCCACAUGGUGAAAGGAGAGAACCAGCUCCUGAAAGUUGUCAUAUGCCUUCCAUGCCUGUGCUGCACACACACAUCACAUCAAUUGAUGUAAUACAGCCCGAAGGUGAAAUUUCUUCCUUAGGCGACAACCAUAGUUCUUUAGAGGAAGAAGAAUUUGAUAAUUGUUCUCAGCAAGGAGCUCUGUCCAGUCAGACCUGUCUGGAGAUGAUGGAAAAUGAGCUGGCUGGAAAACAGCUUACGAUUGAAGAACUGACUGGAGAACUGGAAGAAAGGAGAGCCACCUGUGGGCCUGAAGUAAUGCAGAGGUUUUACGAAUUUGAAGCUGCCGUUAAGCAAAGAGACUGCAUCAUCACUCAGCUGAUUGCUAACCUGCAGCAGGCUAACAAAGAAAAGGAUGAGACAAUGAGAGAAUUUUCCAAGUUAACCGAACAAAGUCAAAAAUUACAGAUUCAGUUCCAGCAUUUGCAGGCUAGUGAAACGUUGCGUAGCAACACUCACAGCAGCACUGCUACAGAGCUACUUCAUGUCAAGCAACAAGUCAUGGCUCAGCAGCAGCAGCUGGAAGAACAAGACAGACUAUUAAAGGAUCAUCAGAAAAAGGAGGAGGAGUUCAAAAUACAGAUAACUGUUCUGCAAGAGAAAAUUAAAGUAUGUGAAAUGGAACAAGAUAAAAAAGUAGAAAGCACUAAUAACAAAAUAAAGGAGAAGCAGGCAAUUAUUGAAGCACUGAAUACAAGACUAAUAGAAGAAGAGAAAAAAGCUGCUGUGCUAACUAAUCGAGUAACAACUGCUGAUCAAUUAGUAGGAGACUUAAAAGGACAGCUUGUAGAGAAAGACCGAGAGACCGAAAGCUUAAAGCUUGAGCUAGCCAAUUCUAAGCAAAAAGUGGAGCAAUCUUCCAUAGAAAUGAGACAGUAUAUGGAGACAAUCGGAGAGCUACAAAAGAAAAAUUAUGAAGUAAACUUUUCAGAAACCGGCAUAAUGCAAAAAAUGGAAAAAGAAACAGAACAGAAAUUAGCACAGCUCCAAGCAGAGCUAGAUGAGGAGUAUGGAAAACAGAUUGUGCAAAUGAAGCAAGAAUUAAUAAAACAACACAUGAACCAGAUAGAGGAUCUUAAAUCCCAGCAUAAGGGAGAAAUGGAGAACACUUUAAAAUUACGCGGAAAUCCAGCAGUUAAUGACGAGCAAGUAAAGUUACUGAGCGCAACAAUGAAUGAACUGAAUAUGAAAGUACAGCAUACUCUGUAUCAAAAGGAGAAAUUCAGGGAAGAGCUGCGGGUAGUAAAGCUGGAAAAGUGUGCUCUCCAGAGUCAAUCGAAUGCUCUUCUAGAAGAAUUGAGUGCUUUAAGAGACCAAAUCCAGAGAGCCAAGCAGACAAUAUCUGAACAAGAAAAUAAACUGAAUGAAGCCGGCAAGUCCCUCAGCAUGGUUGAGGACUUAAAAGCUGAGGUUACAGCUGCAUUUGAGUCCAGGAAGGAACUCGAAUUAAAACACGAAGCGGAAAUUACAAAUUAUAAGAUAAAACUUGAAAUGUUAGAAAAAGAAAAGAACGCAGUCUUAGAUAAAAUGGCAGAGUCCCAGGAAGCUGAAUUGGACCGGUUGAGAACGCAGCUCCUCUUCAGUCAUGAAGAAGAGCUUUCUAAACUAAAAGAAGAUCUAGAAGUUGAACAUCGAUUAAAUAUUGAAAAACUUAAAGAUAAUUUGGGGCUUCAUUAUAAGAUGCAGAUAGCUGACUUACAAAAUGAAAUGAGUAAGAAGAUGGAAACUAUGCAGUGCGAGAAAGACAGCUUGUUAAGUAAGCAAAGCCAACUAAUUUUAGAGAUUACUGACUUAAAAGACUUGCAGGAAUCACGGAAUUUUCAGAUGAAUGAAAUCAAAAAAGAAAUUGAGACCCUCAGACAAGAAGAAAAGGAAAAGGGUACCCUUGAACAGGAAAUUCAGGAGUUACAACUUAAAACUGAACAAUUAGAAAAAAUACUAAAAGCAAAAGAGGAGGACCUACAAGAAAAAUGUGUAGAACUUGAAGCAGAGAAUAGCAUUCUUAAAGAUGAGAAGAAAGUUCUCGAAGACAUGGUAAAAGUUUAUACUCCUGUGGAAGAAGAAGAAAAAUUAAUUGCUUUAGCUUCUGGUACAUACACAUCAAAAGACUGUAGCUGUCAAAAAGAGAUUGAUAUGCUUAGAAAGGAAAAGGAAGACCUAAAACAACAAUGUAUCCACCUAAGUAAGGAGAUCGAGAUGCAGAGGAAUACAUUUUCCUUUGCUGAAAAGAACUUUGAAGUUAAUUAUCAAGAGUUACAGGAAGAAUAUGCAUGCCUUCUCAAGGCAAGAGACAUCCAGACUAAGCAGGCAUUAGAGUAUGAACACAAAGUCAAAGCGCUGACUGAAGAGCUGCAGUUGCAGAGAGGAGGCCGGGUGAUGCAGGAAGGGAGCCAUUCUCAAUUAACUGAUGCUGCAACUUUCAUAGCUGAGCCAUUGGAAGUCAGAGAAUUAGUUGAAAAGGAUAACAUUGAAUUUAUGGAAAAGCUGAAAGUAACCGAGCGAGAAAAACUAGAGCUCUCAGAAAAACUUUCUGUCCUCUCAGAACAGUUAAAGCAGACACGUGAUGAGGUUAACUGUCUAAGUGCAGAGGUUAAAUUAUUGAGUCAAGACAAGGAAGAGCUCUUGUUACGAUGCAGAGAGUUAGAGGUUCCCACCAACCCCAAGGGGAUAGAAAAUGCCGCUGUGUGCCCUGCGCAGUUGAGCUCUUGGAAAACUGAGCUUACGACAGGAAUGGACGCCCAUUCUGGAGGAUGUGAUUCUAAAAUCAGUAAAGAUUUACUAGAAGAAUCAAAAAUAAUGAUAGAAGAUAAAAUUCCCUUUAAAGGAAGUAGAGAAGACUUGAGAUUGCCAACAAGAACAACUGAACCAUCUCAUGGUAUAGUUGAGCCAUUCGAGAAGGAAAAACUCGAGCAAGAGCUUUGUGCUCUCAAAUCCAUGCAGGAUGAUUUAAGGCUGCAGAUGGAAGCCCAACGGAUUUGCCUUUCCCUUGUUUAUUCAGCUCAUGCAGAUCAGGUGCGUGAAUAUAUGGAAAAGCAAAGAGACGAAGCUCUUUGUAGCCUCAGAGACGAGCUUGUUUCUGCUCAAGAGAAAAAGAUGGAUGAGCUUCAAAAAAUGCACCAGUGCCAGCUGCAGGCUCUUCAGACACAAGAAACAGGCGGUCAUAAAGAGCCUUUGCCUGUGCUCAUUGGACGACUUGAGAAGGCAGUGUCUGAGGAGUGCUGUUCUAUUUCAGAGAGUCUGAACAGUUUUCUUGAUGAACACUGUACUCCUUUAAAAUGUGAAAUGAAUAUAGAAGAGAAAGAGAAUUCUAAUGUUUACAAUCAAAAUCGAAAUCUAAAAUUACAAGAGUAUAGAUACCAAGUUCAAGAUUUUCAAGGUCACGUGCAAACCCUUCUCAGUAAAUUAUCAGAUGAAUACAGCAAGCUCGUGGUACUGCAGACGCGGUUAAGCAAGGAUGAAAAUGACACGCAAAACGUUGAUGAACGUACAUCAGAAGAAACAGUAUUGGUGAGAAAACCUGAAGAUGCAACAACUGACGUAAACCCCUGCAAUGAAAGGGUCUGCAUUGAUUCGGUGGUGUUUAAAGAAUCUGAUACACAGGAAGCAGUGUCCCAUGGAAAUUGUCUAAAUGAACAUAUCGGCAGCACCACAGAGUGUUCUGAUGGAUUUGAAGGGAGACAAGAAAGAGAUAUAACCAUGAUGAUGGAGAAACAAUAUCAAGAACGACUGGAAGAAGAAAUCGCUAAGGUCAUCGUGUCAAUGAGCAUAGCAUUUGCUCAGCAGACAGAGCUCACUAGACUAUCCCAGGGUAAAGCAAACUCUCUACAAUCAGAACAAGCACAUGCUCUGUGUUCGCAAGAACACCCUUUUAAUGACAUCACAUCACAGGCUCAGCUUGAUCCACAGAGUCUUCUGGGGAUCAACAAGAAUUUGAAAGAACAAUUUAAACCACUUAGCAAUGAAUUAGAAGAACAUAAGAAAGAAGUUCCUCUGUCUAAUCGUGAGAAUCUUGAAGAUGAAUCCCUAAAGUUAAAGGACCAGGGACUGACUAUUUCACAAAAUCUAUUUUCCAAAGAUGAAACAAUCACUGUUCUACAAAGUAUUCAUGAUGAAGUAUCAGAUAUGGAGACUUCUAGACAAUUGGAAGAUAUGCGGCAAGAACUUGUACGCCAGUAUGAAGAACACCAGCAGGCAACAGAACUGAUGAGACAGGCUCACGUGCAACAGAUGGAGAGACAACGAGAAGACCAGGAGCAGCUACGAGAGGAGAUUAAGAGGCUCAAUGAACAGUUAGCCGAGAGCUCUUCACUCUAUAUUGACAGUGUGGUAUCAGAAAGAGAAAGAGUGCUCUUAGAGGAGCUGGAAGCACUAAAGCAGCUGUCUCUAGCUGGAAGAGAGCAGCUGUGUUGUGAGUUGCGUGACAGCAGUACUCAAACACAGCUUACACAGGAUGAAAAUGACACGCAAAACGUUGAUGAACGUACAUCAGAAGAAACAGUAUUGGUGAGAAAACCUGAAGAUGCAACAACUGACGUAAACCCCUGCAAUGAAAGACAUGCUCUUCAAAAAGCCAAUAGUAGACUUUUGAAGAUCCUGUUAGAAGUUGCCAAUACAACAGCGGCUGUGGAAGAAACAAUUGGCUGUCAUGUUUUUAAAAUUUUGGACAGAUCUAGUAAAGCUCAGCCACCUCCCAGCCUGCCUUGGAGAACAGAAGCAGACCUAUGUGCAAAGCCUGGUUUCCGCGAGGAAUAUGGGAGAGUUACGGAUGAGUCCUUACCCUCUUAUCCUGGAAAUGCCAUAUCAAGAAAUGACGGCAAGUGGUCAAAUGUUACUGACAAAGAAUCAGAUCUAUCACAGCAGUUUGGAACAAGUAGUUUUGCUGGACCUGAAGUAGACCCUGAAAAUGUACAAUUUAUGUUGAAUGUUAGCUCUCGACUACAAGCGGCAGUUGAAAAACUUCUCGAGGCCAUCAGUGAAACAAGCAGCCAGCUUGAACAUGCGAAAGUUACACAGACCCAGUUGGUGUGUGAAACGGCUAGACAAAAACAGGAAGCAGAGGAGUCACUUAGAUGCAUAGAAGAACUCCAGGAGCGACUUCAGGAUGAGUCCAGCGCCAGAGAGCAGCUGGCUGUGGAGCUGAAUAGAGCCGAAAAUAUUAUUGAUGGAUAUUCAGAUGAAAAACUUGCUUUUGAAAGAGAAAUUCAGGAAAAAUCAUAUGUGAUAGAUCAUCUAGAGCAGCAAUUGUUACAUGCGAACCGGAGACUGCAGGAACUGGAAGCUGAGCAACAGCAAGUGCAGGAGGAGAGAGAGCUGCUGUCCAGGCAGAAGGCGGCAAUGAGAGAGAUGGCAGGCCCAGUGGAGCAGCGAUUUCUGCAGGAGACAGAAAAGCUAAUGAAAGAAAAGCUCCAAGUACAAUGCCAAGCAGAAAAAGUACACAGUGAACUCCAGAAUCAAGUUAAAAUUCUCGAAAUGGACGUUGAAGAAAAGAUCAGUAAGCUAAUAGAAAUGGAGCAGGAGAAAAAUGCCGAAGUAACAGACCUCAGGCAGCAAAACCAAGCCCUGGAGAAACAACUAGAAAAUUUGAGAAAAUUUGUUGAUGAGCAGACAGUGGACAGGGAACAUGAAAGAGAUAUCUUCCAAAUGGAAAUACAGAAGCUGGAGCAGCAAAUUAAGGUGGUGCCUCGACCUCAACCUGGCAGUGAGCAGCAAGCCAGAGAAAUUGAAACGUUAACUGGUCAUCUCAAAGAGAAAGCAGACCAGUGCAGUGAGCUGCUGCUGUGCAAAGAGCAGCUGCAGAGGGAUGUGCAGGACCGUGAUGCCGAGAUAGAGAAGCUGCAGUGCCGGAGGCAGGAACUGGAGCACGCCCUGCUUGUUAGUGCCGAGUCUAUAGCAGAGAUAAACAACCAGAAGCAGUCUGGAGGUGUAGAGAUUGAGCCUGGAUUAUCUUUAGAAGUUCAGUUGCAGGCUGAACGGGAUGCUAUUGACAGAAAGGAAAAGGAGAUUUCUAACUUAGAAGAGCAAUUAGAGCAAUUCAGAGAAGAACUGGAAAAUAAGAACGACGAGGUUCAGGAGCUCCACAUGCAGCUAGAAAUACAAAGAAAGGAGUCCACCACCCGUCUGCAAGAGCUCCAGCAAGAAAAUAAGUUGUAUCAGGAUGAAAUGAAAAAGCUGGAGUUUAUCGUGAAAGAAUCUGAUCCUACACCUCUUCCAGAUCAGCCUACGUUAUUUGGGAAAUUCGCACAAAUGAUACAAGAAAAGGACGCUAAAAUUGACCAGUUAAAUGAACAGUUGGCUAAAGUUCGUCAUCAGCUUAAACUUGCAACAGAUAAGGAGGCGUCCUCCACUCCUGGGAUGACAUAUUCUAAUGCUCACCAAACUAGAGAAACAUGUUCAAGUGAUUCUGAUUCUGAAUUGGACCAGGCAUUUGACAUAGCAUCAGAAGGUCAAGAAGAAUGUGAAAGUUCACCUGUAGUUCCAAAGGUAGUGAAGGGAUUAUUGAGAGCUGUCCAUACCGAGGGCAUACAGAUGCUUUCAAUUGCAGACCUUCCCAAUGAUGAUGGACAGGAUCCUUCAAAGGGCACUGAGUAUCAAAUGUCUAUGGAAUGUGUCCAGAGCAGAGAAGAAGCUGACACUGCAAGCCAAGAACUCCAGGACUGCAGCUUGCAGCAGUCUGGCAAGCUGGAGACCAAAGAACAACCGUAUGGCAUGAAAGACAAAAUGACCAAGCUACAGGAACAGCUGAGUUCGGAGAAAACAGUGGUUUCAAAAUUAAAAUAUGCCCUUUCACGGACACAACUGGAGCUAGACGCCACGUUGAAGGUCCAGCAUAAACACAUAAAGGACCUGGAAGCGUUCAGACUCAAAGUUCAAGAUAAAGUAGAUGACGUUCAUUUACCAACUAAUACAUUAGAAAAUGAACAGAUGAAAUCAAAAGAACUUCAGUGUGCUUUAGCAACAGAGAAAGCCAAGUCAGGCCACAGCGAAGAGCAGGAUGAAGAACUUAAGGAUCUCAGAUUCAUUCUGGAGGACCAGAAACAGAGGAAUAUACACUUAGAUAUACUUCUGGGACAACAAAAACAACUAUUAAAUGAUCUACAGGAAAAAAUGGAGUCACAGAAAAUAUUACAUAAUGCACAGUUAUCAGAAGAACAAGGCCGGAACAUAAUGCUCCAAGUUCUUCUAGAAUCUGAAAAAGUUAGAAUUCGGGAGUUGAAGGAGAGCUUAGACAAGGAGCGAGAGCUGCAUGCCCAGCUGAAGGACAGAGGUGAUGACCUGCAGCCCCAGCCGGUCGUCCCUCCUGCGGAACUACUUCAGCACCUACAAGAACAAGUAGAGGAAAAGCAGAAACGCAUAAUCGAACUUGUAAAUGAAUCUCAAAAAUAUAAACUGGAUUCUUUGGAAACUAAAUAUCAGAUGGAAAAGGACAGGCAGAUUCAUCAGAAAACCUUGCAGCUAGAAAAAGAAGCAAACAACCUGGGCCAGAGAAAAAUGGAGGAGCUUCAGGGCAAAGUGGAGGAGCUUCAGCUCCAAUUAGAAGAGAAAAGACACCAGGUACACAAGCUUGACCUCGAGGGAAAGCGACUACAAGCGAUUAUGCAUGAAUUCCAAAAUCAGGAGCUAGAGCGGGAGGAAAAACGGAGAAGUAAACGACUCGUAUAUCAGAAUAUUAAUGAGGAAGCCACCUGGAACGUUACUGACGAGCGAACUAGAAAUUGGGUUCUUCAACAAAAAAUGGAAGAAACCAAAACCACAAGCUACGCAAAAGUGAUUGAAACAAAUGGAGGAGCAAUUGUCUCUUAUAAUGAUGUGCACGUUAUCAGACAGAAACUUCAGCAUUUGGCUACGAAACUUCAACUACACGUAGCCCAGAAAGCCUGUAACAGACAAGAGUUUGAAGUAUCGGAUGAGGAUGUUUUAAAUUGGGUUCGAGAAAGAAUUGAUCGACUUAUUUUGCGAGUACAAAGACUAACUAGCUGUCCACAUAAUGAGCACAGCUUAGUAUCCUCCAGUACCUCUUGUACGGAAACCAUAUUAAGACAAAUCUCUGAAGUAACAGGACAUGUUAACCAGCUAACCGAGGAAAAGAACAACUUACGGAACAUUAUCAUGCAACUGGAAGAACAGAUAAAGUUUUAUCAACAGACAAGUGCUGAUAGAAAUUGUUUCUCUAGGUUCUCAUUUGAUGGUAGUGCUAGCAUCAAAGACAUCAUUGCCUCAGAAAAAGAAGUCUGGAGCAACGAGAAGUUGACUCUUCAGAAAUCCCUGCAAAGGGCAGAAGCAAAAGUGUGCCGACUAAAAGACGAGCUGAAAAAUGACACUGUACAUCAGCAUAGGAGCCCUGAAAAUGCAGUCUUUAAGAGAAUUUAUGGUAAAUACUUGCGAGCUGAGAGUUUUCGGAAAGCCCUUGUAUUCCAAAAGAAAUACCUGCUGCUGCUCCUGGGGAGAUUCCAGGAAUGUGAAGAGGCCACUGUGGGGCUGCUUUUCCGCAUGACAGGAUUCCCAGGCUUCCGCAGUCCUGAAACAGAAACCAGCCGCCCAAAGGGAUUGGCCAUAUUUCGCAAAGCUGUCAGAGUGUCUAUUGCAAUUACAAGAAUGAAAUAUUUGGUUCGGCGAUGGCAUCGAGUCAAAGCUUCUGGCCCCAACAGUGUUAAUAGGGAUGGCUUUGGAGUGGGUCCAGGUGUUGAAAGGACUGAUCCACUUUAUCAUUCCACCAGUGGACUGGAACUGUAUCCAGAUCCAAGGCAAAUGGCACAUUAUAGUUCAAGAUCAGACCUGGAUUUCCCGAGAUCUCCCUUACCAUUUAAUAGGUACCCAGGAACUCUUGUAGAUUUCAGUCCUGCCCUGACAAAUCCUCAGCUACAGCAGUAUAACCCUGGCAGAACGCUGACAGAUUAUGUCACCCAGAUCGAUGCACUUCAGAGACGACUCGGAACUACUUUACAGUCAGGUUCAUCUGCCUCCCAAUAUCAUACUGGUAUGAGGAGAUAAUUUUCAAAUCACGCUGUCAUGAGGAGAAAGCAUUAACUGAAUUUUAAAUAGAUUCCCUUUGUAAAUCAAUGGCUCUUUUGUGCUUUUUUAUUGUGUAUAUAUAUUGUGUGGGACCAACCAGUACAAACACACUUACGGUUGUAUACAAAUCCUUGCCAGCACAUAAAGACAAACUGGAGUUUGUGUAUAUAAACACCUACAGUAAUCAUUAAAUUACAUGUAUAUUUGUGGAAUGCUAAUUUAAAUGAUUAAAUUAUAAACUGUAUUUAUCACAUGGGUGAAAAGGUUAAAGUUUUUCAAAUGCUGCUAGAUGUGUAGCUCGCAGUGUCCUGCACUUUUCUUACAAGGUUACAUGUUUCUGCCUAAUAUAUUUGCUACUGGUGAUGAAGACACAGCAUCACUUGGAGAGACCUAUUUUUGUAUAAUGGUAGAAGUUUUGAACUUUACUGGGCUAUUUUGUCAAGAACUGAAAUAAAAAUGACCUCACCAU
This is a messenger RNA of Chionomys nivalis (European snow vole), 9941 nucleotides long. RefSeq names its product A-kinase anchoring protein 9 (gene Akap9). Gene Ontology annotation, molecular function: protein kinase A regulatory subunit binding; potassium channel regulator activity; molecular adaptor activity. Gene Ontology annotation, cellular component: synaptic membrane; cis-Golgi network; Golgi stack. The coding region runs from base 155 to 9451 and encodes 3098 amino acids. The transcript has 45 exons. Lineage: Eukaryota; Metazoa; Chordata; Mammalia; Rodentia; Cricetidae. The record is from RefSeq and is a predicted model, not a curated record. Gene Ontology annotation, biological process: regulation of Golgi organization; positive regulation of peptidyl-serine phosphorylation; regulation of ventricular cardiac muscle cell membrane repolarization.